Messenger RNA from Fraxinus pennsylvanica, 468 nucleotides. The record is from the annotation of a GenBank genome assembly. NCBI's taxonomy places the organism in Eukaryota, Viridiplantae, Streptophyta, Magnoliopsida, Lamiales, Oleaceae.
AUGGGUGCUUUGGAUCAUCUCUCUAACAUCAUUGAUUGCUCCAGCAUUCGCCAUUCCAAGCUCAAGAAACGCAAACAGCUGCAGACAGUGGAGAUAAAAGUGAAAAUAGAUUGUGAAGGAUGCGAGAGGAAGGUGCGACGGUCAGUCGAGGGUAUGAAAGGUGUGACCUCGGUUCAGGUGGAGCCAAAGCAAAGCAAGCUUACAGUCAUUGGCUAUGUAGAUCCCGAGAAGGUUGUGGCUCGUGUGGCUCGUCGCACAGGCAAGAAGGUCGAGCUGUGGCCCUACGUCCCAUAUGAUGUUGUUGAACAUCCUUAUGCACCUGGUGUCUAUGAUAAGAAAGCCCCUGCUGGGUACGUGCGGAAUGUUCAGGACCCUCAAGUUUCACAACUUGCUCGUGCGAGCUCGACUGAAGUUCGUUACACCACUGCUUUCAGUGAUGAAAAUCCAACUGCAUGUGUUGUCAUGUGA